CAGAACCCAGAUGCCUGGCAAGGGACAGAUGGACUGAUGGGCACAAACACGUACACACAACUGAGGCGCCCAGGAGAGGGAGACAGACAAAUAUAAAAGGACGCAGAUAACUCAGAUGUCCUGGCAAGGGACAGAUCAGACAGACAGACAUGAAAACACUCAUGGAACCCAGGCAUCCAGGAGCAGGACAGAUGGACACAAAACUGCAUGCAGAACCCAGGGAUCCAGGAGAGGGAGACAAACAGGAAAGGAGACACACAACCCAGCUGUCCUGGCAAGGGGCAGGUAGACAGACAGACAUGAAAACCCAUGCAAAACCCAGGCAUCUGGGAGUGGGACAGAUGGACACUAAAAUGCAAGGAGAACCCAAGCCUCCAGGGAGGGGGAGAUAAAAAAAAGACAGAAUCCAAGUGUUGUGGCAAGGAGUGGCUGUGCAGACAGACACAAAAAUACCCGCAGAACACAGGUGUCUGGGAGCAGGACAGAUGGACUUGAAAACAUGCACACAGACCCAGGUGUUCUGGCAAGUGACUAAUGGACAAACUGACAUAAAGACACAGAACCCAGGUGACCCGGAGCAGGACAGACUGAUGCAAAACCGCACACUGUCUAGCCAGUCCUGCACCAAGAUCCCAGGGAUUCCAAGGCAAGGGUUCUCCCUCAUCCAGGCUCCAACCACCAGGCUGGAUGCCCACGGGAGGGGAAAGUUUGCAGAGGGGCAAGGGGGCACUGUGCCCCCCCAUUCCCCCUGACCCAGCUGUGCCUGCAGGUAUGCCAUGGCUGUCAUGAAUCACCAUGUGUGCCCUGUGGAGAACUGGUCUUACAAUGAAUCAUGCCCCACGGAGCUGGCUCAGCCAGGGACCCCCAAGACCUGCUGCACCCUAGAAGACAUCCCCCUGAUCAGCAAGUGCGGCACGUACCCCCCAGAGAGCUGCCUCUUCAGCCUCAUUGGCAACGUUGGCGCCUUCAUGGGCUGUACCAAUGCUGCUGGCCUUGUCAUGGUGGGCAACUUCCAGGUGGACCAUGCUAAGUCGCUGCACUACAUCGGGGCUGGCAUUGCCUUCCCGGCAGGGCUGCUCUUUGUGUGCCUGCAGUGCGUGCUCACCUACCACAUGGCUGCCUCCACCCUGGACCUGGGGGUCGCCCAUGCCCGUGCCGCCCUCACCGCCCUCGCCUUAGUCACCCUUGUCCUCAGUGGGGCCUUCUUCAUCCAUGAGAGCCCGGUGCUGCAGCACGUGGCGGCGCUGUGCGAGUGGGCUUUUGUCCUGGCUAUCCUCAUCUUCUAUGGCACACUAAGCUACGAGUUCGGGGCCGUGAGCAGUGAGACACUGGUGGCCGCCUUGCAGAGGGCUCACGCUCGUGGCUGCAAAUCCCCUGGCAGCAGCAGUACCUCCACCCACCUCAACUGCAACCCCGAGAGCAUUGCCAUGAUCUGAGAGUGGGGCGGGGCUUGGCCUGGCCUUGCCCCUGAGUGCCCUGGCCAUGCCCCACUGCAGUGGCCCUGCCCCCUACCACUUUAGCUCCACCCCUACCCCACCCCCUUUUUUUGUUCUUUUGUACCAAAAAAAGGGUAAUUUUUAAAGAGACCCAGCAGUAUUAUGGAAUGCCCAGCCCCCUCCCUUGUCAUGCCAGCUUCAUGCCACCAGUGCCAACAUGGUCCUAGGUCAGUUGGGGCUGGGAGGGGUAGAGAUGAGCUUGGCUGGGGGUGAGGGCCAUGCCAGCCAAGCAGUAGGGUGCAGUACCCUCCCUCCCUGAUCUCCCA
Messenger RNA from Gavialis gangeticus (Gharial), 1762 nucleotides. RefSeq names its product transmembrane protein 150A (gene TMEM150A). The coding region runs from base 777 to 1436 and encodes 219 amino acids. Gene Ontology annotation, biological process: protein localization to plasma membrane. NCBI's taxonomy places the organism in Eukaryota, Metazoa, Chordata, Crocodylia, Gavialidae. The transcript is spliced from 6 exons. The record is from RefSeq and is a predicted model, not a curated record.